UCAAAUUCAAUUUCGUACUACUAGCUACAGGAUUAUUUGUUGUUGCUGAGGAGGUGAUAAAGCAACCCUAAGGUUUAGUAACUUAUGCAUUCGAGAAUAUUUAAAACAUUCUGGUAUUUUAAGCUGUUGUCAAAUGAAAAAUUAGCUAUCUAGUUAGCGUUAAUAGCAUAUAAACGAUAAGCACGCUAACUUCAAGACAAGUGGAAAGCAGCAUGUAAUGAGAAACAUUAUGCGCAUAGUAGGCAUAGCCAUCAUAGGUAUUUCAUUUUGAAGCAAAGCUCUGAAGAGACAACGCCUUAAUAACUCAAGAAGCAGUGCUGACAGAGUCAACCAUCUUGGUCCCCACCGUGUCCAAUGGAGGGUGGAGGAAGUGAAGGAGGAGGGGAAGAGGAGAGGAGGGGAACCCCGCCACAGGAGGAGGCGAUGAACAGCCAGGUGGUGCUGACGAGGCAGCAGAGGACUCUGGGGUUACUGUGCUACCUGUGCAGGAGGGUGGAUCUGCAGAGCAUGCUGAGGCGGGGGCUGAUGACCCAGUGUCACAGUCAGGAGACAGUGGUACAGGCGCAGCCUUCAACCCCACCAGCAACUCAGUUAACGGAACGAUGCCCUUGCCACCUCACCCCUCAUUGCACCUCUCACUCCCCCUCUCUGACAGCGAUGGGGACGAGUUACGCAGGGUGGCGGAAGAGGAUGAUGAUGAAGAUGAGCUAAUCGUGCUGGACCCUGAACACCCGCUGAUGAAAAGGUUCCAGACUGCACAGAAAAACCACCAGAAAAGCAACCGGAGAGACUCAACAUGGAGUUGCGAGAGAAGAUGGCUAUUUAGAUGUCUGAUAGCGAGGCGGCAGCGCAGACAGGCCCAGGAUCAGCUAGAGGGGGUCCGAAGCCAGUACCGCACCAGUCAGGCCGGCAAGCAGAGGUCACACGUGUCCCAGCUGCAGAGUGAGGUAGCGAACCUGGCACUGCGUCUGUUCUACAUGCAGGAGGUUAACACCGACCUGCACUCUGACAUCACGGCCAUGAAGAACGCCUCGCGCAAGGCCCACUCCGAGAAGACCCAGGCAGAGAAGCAGAAACACAAACAGGACUUGUAUGUGGAGCGGUUGACCAAAAACAUGGAGCGUCUGACGGAGCAGCUCUGUAUGAAGUCCAGACCAUCGCCCAGUCUGAGGAGGCCCAGGCAGCCACGGAGGCCCUCUUUGAGGGUACACCACUGUCCACUCCGGGCCCAGAUGGAGAUGGACUCUUUGGAGAUGGGGAGGAAGCAGCUGCUGCCGCAGUGGAACAGCAUCCUGGUGGGCAUGAGGAGACGAGACGAUGCCUACACCGCAAUGCUGGAGGCUCUAUGCACAGCCACCCACCAGGUCCGCUCCUUAGACACAGAGAUCGAGGGCUUCAAGAAGUCCAUCACGUGGGAGGAGGAGCGCAAUGAGCCGCUGACAGUACUACUGAACCGGACCCAGCUGGACAGCGCCACCUCCAGGAAGCUGAUCUCCCACAGCCAGCAGGAGGCGCUGCAGGCCCAGUACAGCAUCUACACGCGGACCCUGCAGGAGACCGAGCAGACACUGCAACGCGUCAACACAGAGUGUGCGGUGCACCAGAUGGAGGUGUCCUCCCUGAGGAAGCAGACAGAGAAGGAGUGGGAGCGGCGCAUCGAGCUGGAGGUCGGCAUCAUGUCCAAGAUGCAGGAGCAUCUCACCCACGACAAGGCCACCAAGUACUCCCGACGCCGCACCGACAGGACGGCCGCCCACAAGAGGGAGAAGGUGAGCAUUGGUCGCCCCGAACUGCUCAGCGCCAGCGAGGCCAGGAUCAACAAGCGCGUCACCGUCAUCGAUUGCAAGCAGGCCACCAUUAACGUUUACAACAAGAAGAUUGAGCAGCUCAUCGCCAGCACUGGGCACGAGGACCUGGGCCUGUUGGAGAUCCAGGCCAAUACUUUGACCAAGCAGCUGGAAGGGGUGGGAGGAGAGAUCAAGGAGCAGCAGCAGCUCUGGCUGCGGCAGCAGGGGGAACUAGUGAGACUGACCCAGGAGAAACAGGCCCGGAGCACCGCCCUGCUCACACUGCAGACUCAAUUCACCAUCCUACAGCAGAGGAAAGUCCGCACCGAGUGUACGGAGGCAGAGAGAGACUCCAAUGAGAUGCAGAUGAAGCUAGAGAGGAUCCAGGAGGAGAAGGACAGGCUGUUCAACAGUCUGGUGGAGUCAGAGUCAAACAUGGUUGGCGUGUUGGUGGCUCAAGCGGAGGAGUGUGACGGGGUCCUCAGAGAGCUGCAGCAGGACCAGGCCAGUCUGAGCAGCAGUCUGAGGGACAAACAGCUGCAGCUGGGAGAGCUCCAUAGAGCCAAAAUUGUCCUCACCUCAGACUUCUACUGUCUGCAGGACACGAAGGAGAGGAACCUGGCCCAUCUGGUCUCCUUCCAGGGCCGGGCAAAGCAGCUGCAAGCGGUGCAUGAGGGUCGCUACAGCGACCCUGUCCACCGGCGAAGCUUUGUAGCCUGCGCUGCAGGAGGAGCGUCUGCACGCUGUGGCCACCAUCCUGCACCAUGUCCAGCAGGAGUUCCCCCAGCACCAAGGGGCGCUACGACGCCUCUCCCUAGCCCUGGCCGCGCGCUUGCUGACACCGCUUGGUCAGGAGACCCACUGACUAUUACAUGA
Molecule: messenger RNA, 2663 nt
Organism: Salmo salar (Atlantic salmon)
Lineage: Eukaryota; Metazoa; Chordata; Actinopteri; Salmoniformes; Salmonidae
Source: RefSeq, a predicted model, not a curated record